GUAAAAUGUUAUGUCUGCCUACCAAUUGUUGUUUUGAUUUUUAAAAUCUACAGCAAGCAUACCUGAUCACCCUCUCAUCAUGUCUACUGAAGCUGAAACUACAACUACCAACAGCCAGCCUGAGCAGCAGACUCCACCAAAAGCACAACCCUCGAAGAAAGAAAAAAAGAAAGGGUCAGAAAAGACAGAUGAAUCUCUCUUGGCUAGAUUCAAAGGUGAUGGUAUAAGAUACAAAGCUAAACUGAUUGGCAUUGAUGAUGUCCCAGAGGCAAGAGGAGACAAAAUGAGUCAGGAUUCAAUGAUGAAGCUGAAGGGAAUGGCAGCGGCGGCCCGUUCCCACGGUCAACACAAACAGAAGAUCUCGGUGAACAUCUCCCUCUCUGGUAUCAAAAUAAUAGAUGAGAAAACGGGGGUCAUAGAGCAUGAGCAUCCAGUAAACAAAAUCUCCUUUAUUGCUCGGGAUGUAACAGACAAUCGUGCCUUUGGCUAUAUAUGUGGAGGAGAAGGCCAACACCAAUUUUUUGCUAUAAAAACAGCUCAACAGGCUGAGCCUCUAGUUGUUGAUCUUAAGGACCUCUUCCAACUGAUAUAUAAUAUGAAGAAGAAACAAGAAGAGGACAAGAAAAAGAGUGGUAGUGAAGCACCACCUGCUGAUCAAGCUGACAAAAUGAAACUGGGAGUUGACCAGAUGGACUUAUUUGGGGAUAUGUCAACACCUCCUGAUAUGAGCAGUCCCACAGAAGCUAAAGAGGUUCUGUUAGUGGAUCUAAAUUCUGAAAUUGAAACCAAACAGACUUUUACAAAAGAGGAUCUCUUCUUGAAUGGCAUCACAACCUCUCUUCCACCACCAAAGCCACAGCCACCCUUCUUGCCUGAGAGUUCUUUCUCUACCAAUCUCAGCUUUUUUCCUACACCUAAUCCAGACCCUUUCAGUGAUGAUCCUUUUGCACGGCCAGACCAAUCUGCACCACCUUCAUUUGAUUCUCUAAAAUCUGAUCAGAAGAAGGAAAGUUUGAACACCUUGACACCAGUGUGUAAUGGUCCUUCAGAUGGUGAUAUUGACUACUUUGGUAAAGAGUUUGACCAGAUCUCUAAUAGAACUAGCAAACAAGAAGCCCUAACAUACCAGUGGCCACUUGAGAGUAAGUCACCUGCAGUGAAAACUCCAAAUGGGGUACCAGAGACCAAACAGAAUGGUGCCCUUAAAGCCCUGACAAACCUGUUUGUGGAAGGUUCUUCCAAAGGAUUAUCUCUGCAGAAUGGAAUAAAGCUGGAUUCUGAAAGCAAUAUGCAUUUCAUGUCACAUGAGCCCAUAACAAUUAGCCCACCACCACAAAGCACCAAGCCAGGAAGAGGAAGGAGGUCUGUCAAGAAUGCAUCAGAUGACUUAUUUAGCUCAAACUUCUUUGUGCCAACUACAGAGAGCCUUAGCUUGACCUCAGUGGCACAAACAGGACCUGUGCCAACUAAUCCCCUGGACCUUUUCAAAACAAAUCCUACCACAGCACUUCCAGUGGCUGGUCUAGGUGGCAUGGCAGUAACUUCACCAUGGAGUGCACAGACAACUGCCUUCACCCAGGCUGGCUCAGUCUUUUCUGGGUCUGUGAUGCCUGCUCAGUCUACAGGAUUUACUCAGCCAUUUACCUUUGGCACUCAAGCAGUGCCAAGCUGGAGCCAGCCUGCAUCUUUUGGUCCAGCAGCCUCUCAGCCCUCUGGCCUCUGGGCACAGCCAGCACAAAUACAAUCUAAUCCAUGGGCGAAGCCAUCUAGUGCUGUAAAUCCCUUCCAGAGUAGCGUGUUCCCAUCUUCAACACUACCUGCUCAGACCCCAUCUGUACUGCCAACAACAACCACCAGCCCACCUCAGCCACCACCUAGAACUGUGCCUCAGAAGGAGCUUACCAAGAAAGAAAGUGAUGCUUUUAUUGCUCUGGAUCCACUUGGUGAUAAAGAGAUGAAGGAUGUCAAGGAAAUGUUCAAAGACUUCCAGCUGACAAAGCCACCUGCAGUACCAGCAAGGAGAGGAGAGCAGCAAAACCUUUCAGAACCACCAAAGCCUGUUCCCCAACAAAGUGUGCUGCCUGCUGAUGUCCUAUUUGAAAGUCAAGCUAAAACAGACCUUUUCAGUACCUCAUCUAGAGAAUCUGAGAAACCACCUCCUGAUUCUUUUGAUGAUUCUUUUGGCAACCCAUUUGCAUAG
Nestor notabilis (Kea) is the source of this 2200-nucleotide messenger RNA. It is a transcript of the gene DAB2, whose product is annotated as Dab, mitogen-responsive phosphoprotein, homolog 2 (Drosophila). NCBI's taxonomy places the organism in Eukaryota, Metazoa, Chordata, Aves, Psittaciformes, Psittacidae. Gene Ontology annotation, cellular component: plasma membrane. Gene Ontology annotation, biological process: positive regulation of endocytosis; negative regulation of canonical Wnt signaling pathway; receptor-mediated endocytosis. The record is from RefSeq and is a predicted model, not a curated record. Bases 80 to 2200 code for a protein of 706 amino acids. The transcript is spliced from 12 exons.